Messenger RNA from Ostrea edulis (European flat oyster), 1935 nucleotides. Its product is annotated as proline-rich transmembrane protein 1-like. The record is from RefSeq and is a predicted model, not a curated record. Gene Ontology annotation, cellular component: membrane. The coding region runs from base 134 to 586 and encodes 150 amino acids. The transcript is spliced from 4 exons. NCBI's taxonomy places the organism in Eukaryota, Metazoa, Mollusca, Bivalvia, Ostreida, Ostreidae.
UUACCGCUUGCCGGACAUUUACACCGACCCCUGAAGUUAUCGUAACGUCCGGUUACGGAAAAGAACGAGUGUGAUCCGAUUGUUCUGUUCAUUAUUAUUACCAACAACUUGAACAAGGAACUGAAAUAACAAGAUGUCGGAUGACAAAAAAGAUUUCAGAAACGAACCACCCCCGCAGUAUCAGCCAAACCAGGGGAAUGGGUACCCUCCACAGUAUCAGCCACCACAACAGUAUGCCCCACAAUACACUGACCAUCCGGGCUUUCCUGCUGGGGGAUACUCCGCAAACACAGUCGUUCUUGCACCAGGACCAAUGACAAUGAACGACCCCCCACCGCCAGACUACAUGAACAGAGCCAUCUUUGUGACCAUUUGCUGUUUCUGGCCCACUGGGAUAUUUGCUAUCAUGAAAGCCAGUGAGUCACGCAGUGCCUAUGCUAGAGGAGAUAUCCAGUCUGCUCGAUCUAAUGCAUCCUCGGCUCGUCAGUUGACCAACAUUUCCAUCAUGGCGGGAGUGGCCUCCGUCCUGGUGUCCAUCAUUAUUGUGGGCGUUUACCUGGGACUGAUCCUCAGGAGUUAUUCUUAGACUGGCUCCCAUUCCCUUUAGCUACAGCAACUUAUGGAUAGGAAUUAAAAGAAAACUCGGGAUGUUCUAGGACUGUUGAUAGUAAAAAUUAUUAUUUAACAUUGUACCAUUUCCAAAAAAUAUUAUACACUGUUCAGUGUAAACGGAAAUAUAAAUCUGUAUUGGGUAUUAUUAUCUAGUUCAUUUACAAAUAUCGCCAUAUACUUUGUUUUGCUGUUUUAGAAUUAUAAAUUGUAAGAUAUCAAAGUUUUAUAUGAUCUGGGCAAUAUCUUGUAUGAGUUAAUUAUAGAUGUUGAGUUUUGUUAUGAGUACAUGGUUGUUAUUCUUAUAUAUUGUACAUUAUGAUAAAAAAUUUCCAGAACAAAGUGUUUUCUUUUUAGCCAGGUUACCAUGGUGACAAUUUUAUUAUUUUUGUUAGUGUAUUGGACAGUCACCCUUGUUUAUUUGUGCUUCUAACAUAUCAUUGUUAUUUUAAUAUAUAUAUAUAUAUAAUCUCAUGUUUGAUCUUUUAUUAUUGGACUUAAAAUUCAGGAAAUUGUGAAUUCAGUUUUUGCACAGCUGAGAGGAUCGGCAUUAAAAUGUAAAUUUAUGUACAUGUGAAACAGAGAGACACUGGAAACUCUAAUUCAUGAUUGCACAAACUGUUUCUUCUGAUCUCUAAAUGUGCUAAAUAUGCCUAUUGUUUAUAAGUGUCCAUACAGUAAUAUUGAUUUGAUUUUUUAAAAUCUUAGCAUAUGAUUGAAAAGACUUGUAAAUUAAUUUAAAAUCGAAAUGUAAAACUCGACAAAAAACAUAUAAAUAUCAAAGAUUUUAAAUCUUAAUAGUUAUGGCACAUGUUAUUUAGAUUGUUAUAUCAGAAUCUCAUCAUUAGCUGCAUGACACUUCUUUUGAAGUCUUUAUAAAGUAAAUUUGAAAUUUGACGAUACAAGAUAAUGUCUGCAUGAAUCUUUAAUACUGAGUACAGAUUGGCAAGUUUUUGGUAGGGUGGAAAAUUGGGGUGGGUGAUGAAAUAACUUGUUUUACCAAUUUUCUAAGUAAAUUAAUACACAUGAAGUACACAGGUAAUUUACACUACAUUUAUUAUCAUUAUUGCAGUAAUAAAAUAAUAUUCAGUUUGUUAAAAAAAAAUGUGGACACAAUCUAUUUUGCCAUCAGGCUUGCAUUUGACUAAAUAGUUUUCCUUCCUGUUGACAGUGACUGUAAAUUAACGGUAUCAUCAUUGUGAACUGUUAGGCUUUAUGUUUUUAAGACUCUAUGUUAUAUACAUGUGUUUGUUGUAUGUUCAUCUAAAAUUUAAAAAAGAAUGUUAAACAUUUUGCAGUUUAUCAUAUUAAAGUUUAUCAUUCCAA